AUGCCGGUCAACGCAGCUCCCGAGGAACCGAUUCAUGAUAUGAAUACCACCCGUCCCAUUAUAAAUAACGACACAUUUCGCCAUGAGCUCACAACGUUGGCGAUGAAUUGCCCUUGUUUACUGGAAAAGUUGCUGCGCCUUUCAGCAGCGCUAACAGACCGGCCUUCUGAUCUUGUUCGGAUUCGGGGUGUCGUUUCUUUCAGGUUGAGAACUGACGCUGUAACACCACAAACUGCCAUCCGGCUCAUGGGCAGUUUUGCUCUGGACAGGGCACUCCUUUUCGCAGAGGAUAGUCUGGAUGAAUGGGAAUCUGGUUUUUAUCGAGACCACAUCCCGCCGAUACUCACCGCCACUCACAAUAUGGAUGCUGUCCAAAAACGGAUAUGGUGUAGCAUUCUUGCCUUGAUCGCAAGACUUGAGAUCGCAGCUUCCCUUGCACAUGGAAACUCUUCAAUGACAAGCCCAAGUAUUCUUGAUCAUAUUCAACACUACCAGUGCGGCUCUACGGAUCCAUUUUGCAUAUGCUUUACUGCUUCCAUGAAUUGUCUUAAAUUGUUAUCUGAAGCUAUGGAACUAUGCCUCCCAACACCAUAUACAAGGGCCGAUGGUUCGAGCGACGAAAGUGCCUACUCUUCAAUGAAUACCAUCUUUGCUUCGCGAUGGAACAAAUUACUGCGCAAGCUUCUAGCCUGGGAAAAAGCCCGUCCAGUGGAGCUUAAAGAAGUACAUAUCGUGGGCAGUUCCGAAAACACUUUACCCAAAAUAAUCUACAGCGGCGGAGGAGGCAUCUCUACGAAUAUUCUAUAUCGUACCGCCAUGUUCCUUUUACUCAGCAAAAAGCCAGGGUCGGCUAGCGGCUCUGAAAGGGGUCACAACGCCAUUGAGGAUGAAGAGUACAUGCACCCUCUUUUCCAUCUGCGCUGGGUCUGCGGUAUUGCCUUAAAUUGUGAGGCUGGGGACUCGCAUUGCUGGGAUCCAUGCACAAUAGCAGCGAUCUCAAUCCUAAUGCCACAUAUCACUGGCCUGAUACAACCUACAGAUAUGGCUGGCAUUAAGAAUAGCAUCAAGUCAUCCGGCUGGCCGGCUGGAUAG
Clonostachys rhizophaga is the source of this 1092-nucleotide messenger RNA. The record is from the annotation of a GenBank genome assembly. NCBI's taxonomy places the organism in Eukaryota, Fungi, Ascomycota, Sordariomycetes, Hypocreales, Bionectriaceae.